AUGGCUCAAGAGUUUGUGAACAGCAAAAUCCAUCCAGGGAAGGUAGUUGUGUUCAUCAAGCCCACCUGCCCCUACUGCAAGAAGACUCAAAACAUCCUCAACCAUUUGCCUUUCAAACCAGGGCUCCUGGAAUUUGUGGAUAUCACAGCCACCCCAGACACCAGUGCCAUUCAAGAUUAUCUGCAGCAGCUUACAGGCGCACGAACGGUGCCUCGUGUUUUCUUAGGUAAUGAUUGCAUAGGAGGAUGCUCUGAUCUAGAAAGUCUGCAGCAGAAUGGUGAGCUGCAGAAACGUCUAGCUGAUUUGGGAGUACUACAGUAA
Messenger RNA from Elephantulus edwardii (Cape elephant shrew), 321 nucleotides. RefSeq names its product glutaredoxin (thioltransferase) (gene GLRX). The record is from RefSeq and is a predicted model, not a curated record. The transcript is spliced from 2 exons. Bases 1 to 321 code for a protein of 106 amino acids. Lineage: Eukaryota; Metazoa; Chordata; Mammalia; Macroscelidea; Macroscelididae.